This is a messenger RNA of Rhagoletis zephyria (snowberry fruit fly), 882 nucleotides long. The record is from RefSeq and is a predicted model, not a curated record. NCBI's taxonomy places the organism in Eukaryota, Metazoa, Arthropoda, Insecta, Diptera, Tephritidae.
AUGGACUUCUCAAGCGAUGGCAAGAAUCUGGCCAUCUGUUGCGAGACUAAUAAAAUCAAUCUAUUUGAUUGUGAAAAGGGUACUCAUAUCGAUUUGCCCUUCAUCGAUUGCUACAAGUAUGGCGUUGGAAUAAUUAAGUACGCAAACAACUCCCAUCCCCAUUAUGUGAUUCAUUCAAGUACCAUAUUGGACGAUCAUAUUCGAGUUUUGAAUUUAAACUCUCGCCAGUACAAAGUUUACUUCAAAGGCCACAAUAAUACGGUCACUUCACUUUCUAUUUCGCCAUACGAUGACACUUUCCUCUCUGGAUCAAAAGAUAACACGGCCAAACUUUGGGAUCUGAGGUCGUCACGAUUUAGAGGAUUUGUUAAGCUCGAUGGUCACCCUGUGGUCAAUUAUGAUCCAGAAGGAUUGAUCUUUGCAAUUGGCAUCAACAGUGAAUCAAUUAAUCUGUACGAUAUGAGAUAUUACGAAAAAGGACCGUUCAAAGUCUUCGAACUGCCAUCAAAUAUGAGGGGCAACUGGACCAGCUUAAAGUUUUCGCCUAAUGGAAAGUCUAUCAUGAUCAACGCAGAGGGAAGUUUAAUUCACCUUAUUGACGCAUUUACUGGAAAGCCUCUACACGACCCUCUGAAUGGACGUCUCAACCAAGGUUGUCGCUCUCUCGAAGCAUCAUUUUCCCCCGACUCGAACCUCAUUUUUAGUGGUUCGGACGAUGGCAAAUCUAUCAUCUUCUGGGAACAAUCGACCGGCAAACAAGUUUUAAUCUUGAAAAGUAGCCAUAUGUUUCCCGUUAAAUGCGUUGAGUUCAAUCCCAGACUCACGAUGUUUGCAUCUGCUGGCAAGGAGUUGCACUUCUGGGUUCCUGCUAAUGAUAAAUAA